Molecule: messenger RNA, 3140 nt
Organism: Ilex paraguariensis (yerba mate)
Lineage: Eukaryota; Viridiplantae; Streptophyta; Magnoliopsida; Aquifoliales; Aquifoliaceae
Source: the annotation of a GenBank genome assembly
AUGUCAACAGGAAUUGCUAAACAUGAUACUGCGCUAGUUGCUGCUCUGGAUGGUACAGUUCAUUUCCUGGAUCUCAAUUCUAUGAAACCACUCUGGUCGUUUACGUCAGGCCCAGAAAUUUACUCUUCAUAUCAAGCUCCUCUCGACCAUGAUAAUGACAAGGAAAAUGCAUCUGGAAUGGGAAGCGGUUUUUUCAUGGAUUGUGGGGAUGACUGGGAAUUGUAUGCUCACGACAGGCUUGGACCCCCACGGCUGGAUCCAAGUUUAUUCGUGUGGCCCUUCCUCCACCUAUGCGGUCCUCCAUCAGACUCCACUAUCUCGGAAGUCAGUGUUGAGAUCAAGUAUGGAUCAACCUCCUUCUACAUCAUCGGUUUCCCCUUCCCCUUCGCUAACAGCUCUUUGCCACCCUUCAAACGGACUGCUUACCUAUCUCAACCCUUCCCUGGCUCUUUUAAACUUGGGAUAAGUGUUGAGGAGUUCACCCGUUCAACACCACAAAUAACCGAAGAUGGUGGUAUCAUACUUGGCUCUAAAAAAACUACUGUAUUUCUGGUUGAUUCCAAGACAGGAAGGCUUAUCUCCAGUUACAGGAGCUCUGAUGCUCCAACCGCGUCGCAGAACAAUGAAAAGAAUCAGUAUUCUUUGAAGACCACUACAGGGGAACGACAACAGUCCAGGUUUAUGAACCUGAAGACUGAUGAACUGCCACUUUACAUCACGAGGACAGAUUUUGCGCUGAUGUCUUUUGUUCCAAUCUCAAAUAAAGUUCUCUGGAAGUUCACCGUUGCUGAAAUUGGUGCUGCUUUUCUUUGUCAGGGCAUUGAGAAUUCACUCAGUGGGGCGCUUUUGGAUUCAGAGCCCUCUGAAGGUGAUUUACACUUUAGUAUGCCAUUACCAUGUCAAUCAAAGCCUGUUUUCCGGUUGCGCAGUCACAGUAUUUCAGAAUCUUUCACUAGGCCUAGUAGGCUAAUGGAGGCUCAGCAUGAAGAUAUGAUGCUCACAUCGCAUCAUAUUCUUCCUUCACGACCAAAGGUUGGCAAAAUGUCAGAUUUUUCCUCUCCGUCAUCCAAUGUUGAUAUAUUGCUGGAAUCCCAUCAAGAUAGUGACACUGAGGUCGUUGUUACUUUGCCUUCAUUGACUGAAACUUCAGCAAUGUCCCUAGUGCAAGAUGAUAAAGUGCCUCAUAGGGAUGCAUUAAGCAUGCUAUCUGAACGAUUUGGUGCCUGGUGUCUGUUUCUUGUUAUAAUUCCUGUGAUCUUUGCCACUCUGAUAGGAAAAUUAAAAAAGGUGAACAGAAAAGAGAAAGACCAGCCGAAUGCACUGCCCUCAAAAAGGAGGAAAAGUCGGAAAUCUGCACUGAAUAACAGCAUUGUUGAGAAGAGGGACUCUUCAUCUAAUCUUGAGGAUAAACAUACACACAUGGAGAAUGAUAACACACUGUGGUUGAACCUCAACCAACCUAGUGCCAGUGGCAUGGAAGGACGUACAAUUGGUAAAUUAUUUGUUUCUACUAAAGAGAUUGCUAAGGGGAGCAAUGGUACCAUUGUGCUUGAGGGAAUUUUCGAAGGUCGUCCAGUUGCUGUAAAACGCAUUGUCAAGGCCUAUCAUGAUGUUGCUUUAAAAGAAAUACAGAAUCUUAUUGCAUCCGACCGGCAUCCAAAUAUUGUACGAUGGUAUGGGGUGGAGUAUGAUCGAGAUUUUGUGUAUCUUUCAUUGGAACGCUGUAUGUGCAGCUUAAAUGAUCUAAUUCAGAUACAUUUGGAUGAGUUAGUUACAAAGAACCAGGAUGCAGAAACUAUGCUUGAGUAUAGAGUCCAUUUGGAUUCAGUGAAGGGUGUUGUUAUACAGGACACUAACCUGUGGAAUGCAAAUGGCUAUCCUUCUUCUAUAUUAAUAAAAUUGAUGAGGGAUAUGGUUUCUGGGCUUGUGCACCUGCACGAACUGGGAAUAAUUCAUCGAGACCUGAAGCCUCAAAAUGUAUUAAUAAUUAAGGAAAGAUCUUUAUGUGCAAAGCUCUCUGAUAUGGGUAUAAGCAAAUGCCUAGUUGGGGACAUGUCUUCCUUGGGUCAUCAUGCUACUGGAUAUGGCAGUUCGGGAUGGCAAGCUCCUGAACAGCUUCUUCAUGGUCGCCAAACACGUGCAGUGGAUAUGUUUAGUCUAGGUUGUGUCCUCUUCUUCUGCAUCACUGGUGGUAAGCAUCCAUUCGGCAACCGUCUAGAACGUGAUAUCAAUAUUGCAAAAAACCAUGUUGACCUUUCUCUAGUGGAAUAUGUCCCUGAAGCUGUGGAUCUCUUCUCUCAUCUAUUAGAUCCUAUUGCUGAAAUGAGACCAAAGGCAUGGGAGGUGCUUCACCAUCCAUUGUUUUGGAGUUCUGAGAUGCGACUGUCAUUUCUUCGUGACACAAGUGACAGGGUAGAAUUGGAAGAUAGGGAGACUGAUUCGGAUCUUUUAAAGGUGUUAGAAAGUAUAGUGCCAAUAGCUUUGGGUGGAAAAUGGGAUGAAAAGAUGGAACCAGCAUUUAUCAAUAAUAUUGGACGUUACCGGCGUUACAAGUUUGACAGUGUUCGGGACUUGCUGCGAGUCAUGCGCAACAAGUUGAAUCAUUAUAGAGAACUUCCUACUGAAAUUCAGGUUCACUUCUUUAAAUAUGUAUCGAUUUUGGUGAUCCAUUACAAAAUUGAGUGCUUAUAAAGCUCCCAUAUGCGACUAGCAUGCAUACCCGUAGGCAGUUUUACUUAGGGAUAGCAGUGGACCAAGAAAAAAUAAAUAAUUAUCCAAACUUGUUAUGUUUAGACCGGAGAUGAACCAUACGUAUUAAACGAUAAAUGUAUAUGGGGAUAUCUGUAUAAAACCGUGCAGGAAUGGAGGUGAGAUGAAUUGAAAGUCAUCCCUGUCUUGUCUUCACCCCACCCUGCUCCAUUAGGGAUAACUCGUGCCUAAAGGUUUAGGCACGGUACAAUGUGAAUAGUUUUGAGAGAAAUGUUGGUAGCUGUUGGAUGAGUCUAUUUAAGACCUUCAAAUGAAUUUAUUGAAAUUUGUCCAGUUUUAUAUAUAUACAAAUAAUGCAUAUUGUGUGUUGCACGUAAAUAAAUUUAAAUAAUAUUAUUUUUAUAAAAAAUAUGAAUUAUGUGUAAUUAAAU